This is a messenger RNA of Carassius carassius (crucian carp), 750 nucleotides long. RefSeq names its product arachidonate 5-lipoxygenase-activating protein-like. Gene Ontology annotation, cellular component: nuclear envelope; membrane; endoplasmic reticulum. Gene Ontology annotation, molecular function: leukotriene-C4 synthase activity; enzyme activator activity; glutathione transferase activity. NCBI's taxonomy places the organism in Eukaryota, Metazoa, Chordata, Actinopteri, Cypriniformes, Cyprinidae. The record is from RefSeq and is a predicted model, not a curated record. The transcript has 5 exons. The coding region runs from base 24 to 563 and encodes 179 amino acids. Gene Ontology annotation, biological process: leukotriene biosynthetic process.
GGAAACGCAUCAGUUUAGUGGUGAUGUUAUCUGUGAUGCUACAAAUGAUCAGACAGCAGUCUGAGACAGUCCCGCAGUGCACACUCGAGAACAUGUUUGUGGCAGUGAUGGAAAACAUUUUCUUGCUUGUGCUGGUCACUCUUCUCAGCGUCAUUCAGAAUGUGUUCUUCGCCUUGAAGGUUGAGAAAGAGUGCACCGGUCAACAUUCUAAAAAUUCUGCAGCGUUUGAGCGUUUGUCCUGUGCAAAUCGAAACUGCAUGGACACUUACCCAACAUUUCUGGCAGUACUGUGGUGCGCUGGUAUCUGCCUCAGCCAAGCUCCAGCUGCCUUUGCUGGCAUCAUUUACCUUGUGGUCCGGCAGAAGUACUUUGUUGGCUACUUGGGGCAGACUUGCCAGAGCACUCCUGGCUUCCUGUUCGGGAAACGCAUCCUCUUCUUCCUGUCACUCAUGUGUGUUGUGGGAAUCAUAAAUCACCUGAUGCUCACCUAUGGUGGCAGUGACUACAAAGAGUACAUCCAGACCAUCACCAAAGCAGCGUCAACACUUCUGCUCUUGCCCUGAACUGUGCAUGAGAGAUUUUUCUGCAGCUGAAAUGGUAGCGUUAACAGAUCAGUGUAGAUAAACUCUUUGGGUUAAUGGUUUGUCAGUUAGAGGAUGUGGCAAGAACAGUGUGAAGCGUUCACAGUGAUGGUCACAAAGGCAUUUAAUUGCAAUAUAAUAUGUACAUUUAAAAAAGCUUUACAAAACA